GUUCGAAAUUGGCUUUUGAAGGAAGCUGACGUGCAAAAAAGUUAGAGUCAAAUAACGGUAGUCAUGGCAACGGAUAAUCUCACUGCUGUCCUUUAUGGAAUCGAGGACCUCCGCCUGGAGCAACGCCCCAUUCCGGAAAUCGCUGAUGAUGAGGUUCUUUUGGCUAUGGAUAGUGUCGGCAUAUGUGGAUCCGAUGUUCACUACCUUGCCCAUGGACGCAUUGGUGAUUUCGUGCUAACCAAGCCCAUGAUCAUUGGCCACGAGGCUGCCGGCGUGGUGACCAAGCUGGGCAAAAAGGUGACCAACCUGAAGGUCGGCGAUCGAGUUGCCAUCGAGCCAGGAGUACCCUGCCGUUACUGUGACCAUUGCAAGCAGGGUCAGUAUAAUUUGUGCGCUGGAAUGGUCUUCUGCGCCACUCCCCCCUAUGACGGAAAUCUCACUCGCUACUACAAACACGCUGCGGAUUUCUGCUUCAAGCUACCGGACCAUGUCAGCAUGGAGGAGGCUGCACUCCUGGAACCCCUCUCCGUAGGAGUGCAUGCCUGCCGUCGUGCUGGCGUGACUUUGGGAUCCAAGGUGCUGAUUCUCGGCGCUGGUCCCAUAGGCUUGGUUACUCUGCUGGCGGCUCAAGCCAUGGGUGCUUCCGAGAUUCUUAUCACUGACCUGGUGCAGCAGCGCCUGGACGUGGCCAAGGAGCUGGGUGCUACGUACACUCUUCUCCUCCAAAAGGAUCAAACCGCCGAGGAGACCGUCAAGGUGGUGCACCAGACCAUGAGUUCGGCUCCCGACAAAUCCAUCGAUUGCUGCGGAGCUGAGAGCAGCGCUCGCCUGGCCAUCUUUGCUACCAGAUCUGGCGGCGUAGUCGUCGUGGUGGGAAUGGGUGCUCCGGAGGUGAAGCUGCCACUGAUCAACGCCUUGGCCCGUGAAAUCGAUAUCCGUGGCGUCUUCCGUUACUGCAACGACUACUCCGCCGCUUUGGCUUUGGUGGCCUCUGGCAAGGUGAACGUGAAGCGUCUGGUGACGCACCACUUCGACAUCACGGAGACGGCUGACGCUUUUGAGACCUCCCGCCGCGGAUUGGGUGGAGCCAUCAAGGUCAUGAUCCAUGUCCAGCCAAGAGAUACCAAUAAUCCAAUUAAGUUCUAAAUAUACACCCUUAUCUAUACCUAUAA
Molecule: messenger RNA, 1172 nt
Organism: Drosophila bipectinata
Lineage: Eukaryota; Metazoa; Arthropoda; Insecta; Diptera; Drosophilidae
Gene: Sodh2
Product: Sorbitol dehydrogenase 2
Biological process (GO): D-sorbitol catabolic process
Molecular function (GO): zinc ion binding; L-iditol 2-dehydrogenase (NAD+) activity
Source: RefSeq, a predicted model, not a curated record